AUGGGAUAUGGGGAGCUUAUUAUAAGAAGCUAUGAAGCCCAAAACGAUAGAGCUAGAGUGGAAGAUCUCGAGAGAAGAUGUGAGGUAGGCCCAGCUGAAAGAAUGUUUCUCUUCACAGACACUUUGGGUGACCCCAUUUGCAGAAUCAAAAACAGUCCGAUUUAUAAUAUGCUGGUAGCCGAGCUGGACAGCCUGUUGGUUGGUGUCAUACAGGGCUCUAUAAAGCUUGUAACAGUUCAUAAACCUACCAAGGAUCUAGCCAGGGUGGGCUAUAUCUUGGGCUUAAGGGUUGAACCUCUUUAUCGGCGACGAGGGAUUGGCUCGAGCCUGGUGAUCAAAUUGGAAGAAUGGUUCAUUGCAAGUGAUGUUGAUUAUGCAUACAUGGCCACAGAAAAAGACAAUGAGGCGUCAUUCAAGCUCUUUGUAGACAAGCUCAGUUAUAUCAAGUUCCGGACGCCAGCCAUUCUUGUAAAUCCUGUUAGCCGUCGGAUAUCUAGGAUAUCAUCGAACUUUGAAUUAGCAAAGCUCAAGAUUGAAGAAGCUGAAUCUCUCUACCGUAAAUUCAUGUCUUCAGCAGAGUUCUUUCCAAUUGAUAUAGGCAAUAUACUGAGAAACAAGCUAAGCUUGGGGACUUGGGUGGCUUAUCCGAGAGGUGAAUCAUGGGGUCAUUCAGGGCCAAAUGGGGGAGUUCCUAGUAGUUGGGCAAUGCUUAGCGUUUGGAAUAGUGGGGAACUUUUCAAGUUGAGGUUAGGGAAUGCACCCUUAUCUUGUUUGAUGUACACGAAGAGCUCACAGUUGAUCGAAAAAUUUCUUCCCUGCUUUAAAUUUCCAGCCAUACCAGAUUUUUUCCGUCCGUUCGGGUUCUACUUCAUAUAUGGAGUAUAUCGUGAAGGUCCAUUGUCUGGCAAGCUGGUGCGGACCCUGUGCCGAUUCGUGCAUAACAUGGCUUCAAAGUCUAAUGAUUGUAAGGUUAUUGUUACAGAAGUUGAAGGUAGCGACACAUUGAGACUUCACAUCCCACAUUGGAAAUUACUGUCCUGUCCAGAAGAUUUGUGGUGCAUAAAGGCCUUAAAGAAUGAAGAGAGGAACAGACUGCAUGAAUUGACAAAAACCUCACCAACAAGAGCUCUUUUUGUAGACCCAAGAGAGGCAUAAACAAAGGAAAUCUUUACUCAAUUUUGCCUGGCCUUGAGCUACACCCCACCUCAUGUAUUCUUUGACAAGUCCAAUCCAUCUCUCCUGGUGAGGGCUUUUCUCUUGUUCCUUUCACGUCGGUGACACAAAAUCUCAAAAAAUUUCCUUAAUAAGGUGCCACCCUCAGUGUCCUUGCUUGUAACUCGUUUUUGCACCUCAUGGUUCCGACUAAUCAAGCAGCUCUGUGGUCCAAACUUUGUCCCUUCCGCCUUACAUAAAUAUUUUAUCUGGACCUCCUUCCAUUUGUCGAGUCGCAUAUUGUUGCCUUCCCUAACAUACUAUUGUUAAAGAUUGAGGGAUUCCCGUUAUCAUGAAAGAAAAAAAAUCUAUAAAAUAAAUAUAAAAAAAAAAAAGCUGACUUCUCUAUGAAAAUUAUGGCUUUUGAUGCUUCAAGCAAAACAUUUCCGACAUAAAGAUCUCGGCGCAUUUCUUUCUUUGUUUUAUGCUGUAGUAUUCCGAGUGGAGAAGAUGUCAAUCUCACUCUUGAAUACGGCACCCUACAUUUUCAGUAACCCUAUUUUAUGCAGAAGGAACAAAGUUGGUCAGGGUU
This is a messenger RNA of Durio zibethinus, 1744 nucleotides long. RefSeq names its product putative N-acetyltransferase HLS1. The record is from RefSeq and is a predicted model, not a curated record. Gene Ontology annotation, molecular function: acyltransferase activity, transferring groups other than amino-acyl groups. Lineage: Eukaryota; Viridiplantae; Streptophyta; Magnoliopsida; Malvales; Malvaceae.